AUGCCUAUCAGCGCAAUUAUCGGUCCCUCGAGUACAAUCAUCGUCGGACUCGCCAAUAGCAGCACCUCUACGCCCUCAAGCACGAGCUCCUCGUCUCCCACCGCGAGCACGAGCUCGCCAGUCAUCGUAGACGGUCCAGCACCGAAUCUACCCUCGUCUUCUUCGCCCAGCUUGACGUCCUCACCGGCCACUGAAACGACAGCGGCCGCAAGCUCGCAAGCGACUACGACUGCGCAAGCACAAGGAACCCCUGCAGGUUCCAUUGCGGGUCUGGUCAUUGGUCUCCUGCUCCUCGUCGGUCUCAUCCUCUUUGGUGUACGCUGGUUCUUUAUCCGUAAGCGCGAACACAAGACGACACCCGCACGCUCGCGCAUUUCGCGUCUAAAUAUUUCUGGCCCGUCUAAUUUUACGCACCUGCAAAGCGGUGCAGCUGUUGGCAUGGCGGGCACUCACACCACAGUUGGUGCAGGAGCAGACAGAAUUAACGCGCAAACGGCACCAGCCAGCCAGGUCAGCAGAUCCGCGGCAACCACGGAUCCAAACGCGGCUGCGGCUAGCCCAUACGACCGUAUCAAGCAAAAGUAUUCUUUUGACCUCAACCAGCUAGAGACGGGCUUUGUCCUUAUUCUCGGGUUAGAUGGAGCCGGAAAGACGACGUUUCUGGAGAAUGUCAAGAGUCAGUACAACAAGACGGAAGGCAUUCACCCCGACAAGAUUGGUCCUACCGUCGGCUUGAACACGGGCAAGAUUACGCUCCCCUCGACCAUUCUCAACUUUCAGGACUUGGGUGGUCAGAGAGCGCUACGCGGGCUAUGGCAUAGAUACUUUGAACAGUGUCACGCCGUGGCAUAUAUGAUUGAUGCGAGCAAUCCUGAUCGACUAGACGAUGGAUGGGUCGUAUUCGACGAAGUCCUCAGCUCUCCGCAGAUAUCCGGUGUUCCUCUCCUUCUGCUCGCAAAUAAACAAGACGCAGAUGGGAGUCUCACCGUCGAGCAGAUUCGCGAAAACUAUGAAGAGUGGUGGGCGAGGAAGCAGGCAAACUGCGUGCGCAAGGGUUACAGCCAGACACAGAGGACACGAGACGUAUGGGAAGCUUGGAUGUCAUGGGAGUUUCAGCACUCAAAGGGUGAAACCGGGGUGCGAGAUGCAAUAGAUUGGAUAUACAUUCGUGUACAGAAUAGUCGGAAACGUGACGAGGCUGAUUAA
This is a messenger RNA of Serendipita indica DSM 11827, 1206 nucleotides long. Lineage: Eukaryota; Fungi; Basidiomycota; Agaricomycetes; Sebacinales; Serendipitaceae. The record is from the annotation of a GenBank genome assembly.